AUGCCGACGAAACGCAAGCGCGACAUUGAGGAUUUUGAUCCCAACAAGUCGGAUUCCGAUGACGAAAACUUCGAGCCUGGCGCAGAUGCACCUCCUACCCGCACCAAGAAGCGAUCGCGCGGGCCCAGGAAUCAAAGGAGCUCUGGUGGCAGGCGACGCAACAACCGAUACCGUGGAUCAGACAUCGAGGACGAUGACGAAGAUGACGUCUCCGAUAGCCAGGACGAGGGCUCGUUCGUUUCGGAAGAGGAGGAAGAAGUCGAGGAUGCACCUGUCAAUGCUGCCGGUCGCCGUGCAAGAAAGGCCGCCACGAAGCACAACAGCUACAAGGAGAGCGACGAUGACGAAUCCGACAUUGCCGAAGAAUCAGAUGAUGUGCUCUCUGAGAAUAUGCAAAAGCCCAAGAAGAAGGACAGCUUGAUGAUUAAGCUCAAGGUGCCCAAGUCCGCCUCGAAGUCUGCUCCUGCAGCAACAAUCACCAGGCGAUCAACCCGUGCUCGCACAGAAGAGCUUGGGGAAGAACUCGUCGAGUUGACUAAUUCCGGCAGACGCUCACGCCCUGCCUCGCGGUCCAGGAGCCCCGAGGCCUUGGCCAGAACUCGGUCUUCCCGCUCGAUCAAGGGACUUAAGAAGGGCCCCGAGACUAUCGAAGAGGCGACCCAGGAGAGCAGCGGCCCCCGCGAGGACGACGUCGAUAUUGACGAGUUGGCCGCCAACGUUCAGGUUGCGGCUUCAGAGGUCAAGGAUACCGAGAUGGAGGAUGUCAAGGAGUCGACCGAGCAGGUGAAAGACGACGGUGUUGCAGCCGAUGAUGACGACGACGAAGAUGAGGGACCAAUCACGCGGCGGACUCGGGCUAAGAGAGGAAGUCACUCCGCAGCUGGGACCGCUGAGCCGGACGUCGAUGCCGACGCUGAGGGCGAGGCCGAAGACGAUGGUCCCAAGCGACGCCUGACUCGCCGCAACGGGCUUCGAAAGUCAAAAUCCGUUCAAGAGCCGAGUAGCGAUUUCGAGCCCGGUGAAGAGUCGGCAGAGGAGGAGGCCCACAUGUCCGAGUCGCCCAAGAAGGAUUCUGGCGACGGUGACGACGGCGAUUUCGACAGCCCGGCUCCGCGCGGGAGGGCCGCCAAGCCCAAGGGUCGAUCCACCCGGAGCUCGCGCCGAGGCGCCGAGUCAGCCGAGGAAGUCGAGCUAGACCAGGAUGAGUUGGCCGAGGAACUUCACGAACUCCGACAAGACUCGCGCUCACGUCGCACUCGACGACCUUCGCCCGCCAUCAUCUACCAGGAAACUGUUUCAAAGCGUCGCAGAGCCGCCGCGAAGCCGAUGAACUACUUUAUGCCGCCCCUUUCCGCCGUCAACAUUGAAGAGGAUGACGCCGAAGACCCUGCCCCGACGCCUGCACGCCGUCGCGGGGGCCGCGGAGGUGCAACUCAGGCAUGGGAUCGCGCCCUGAACACGACCUUCGGCCCCUUCGGAGGAGGCGGCGGUGCCGGGUCACUGCUUACUGGACCUUGGGGUGCAGGUGCUGCGGGAGGCGUUGAUUCUGACAGCAGUGACGACGAGAUGGGCCAGCGCUCAGGUGCGGCUGGUAACGUCGGCAUGACACCCACUUCCGCGGCCGCUCCAGCCGGGCUUCUGCCGGGUCUCGCACAGCCCUUGGGCGGAGAUGCGGGCGUCGGUGCCACACCGAACGUCGGCAAGAUCAAGAACCAGAAGGCUCUGGCAGACGCCGACCCCCUUGGCGUGGAUCUGACUGUCGACUUCAACCACGUCGGUGGUCUCCAAGGCCACAUUGACCAACUCAAGGAAAUGGUCCAGCUCCCCCUUCUCUACCCAGAGCUCUUCCAGAAGUUCCACGUCACGCCGCCCCGAGGUGUUCUUUUCCACGGUCCACCUGGUACUGGUAAAACUCUCCUUGCUCGAGCCCUUGCCAACUCUGUCGGCAUCGGCGGUCGCAAAAUCACCUUCUACAUGAGAAAGGGCGCCGAUGCCCUGAGCAAAUGGGUUGGUGAGGCCGAAAAGCAGCUGCGUCUGCUUUUCGAAGAAGCCAGAAGGACACAGCCGAGUAUCAUCUUCUUUGAUGAAAUCGACGGAUUGGCGCCUGUACGCUCCAGUAAACAGGAGCAGAUUCAUGCCUCCAUCGUAUCAACACUCUUGGCCCUGAUGGACGGUAUGGACGGUCGUGGGCAGGUCAUUGUGAUCGGUGCCACCAAUCGUCCGGACAACAUUGACCCGGCCCUCAGGAGACCUGGCAGAUUUGAUCGCGAGUUUUACUUCCCGCUGCCCGAUGUUGCUGGUCGAAAGUCAAUCCUCGAAAUCCACACCAAGGAUUGGGGACUCUCGGAGCCGUUCAAGCAGCAGCUUGCCGAGAACACCAAGGGCUACGGCGGUGCUGAUCUCCGAGCCCUCUGCACAGAAGCUGCACUGAACGCCAUCCAAAGGACCUACCCCCAGGUCUACUCAUCAAAGGACAAGCUCAUUGUCAACCCGGACAAUAUCAGCAUCCACGCGACAGACUUCAUGCUGUCCAUCAAGAAAAUGGUUCCUUCGUCUGAGAGGUCUGCAGGCACUGGCGCGGCCCCCUUGCCCAAAGGUAUCGGGCCGCUGUUGCGGGACCAGUUCGGGUCGAUCAAGAAGGCGUUGAACGAGGUGCUUCCUCGUAAGAAGAAGCUAACUGCGCUGGAAGAAGCCAUGUUCGAGCAAUUCGAGGACGAGGACCAAGGUUUCGGACGGGAGGCUCUGCACCAAGAGUUUGAGCGUUCCCGCAUCUUCCGUCCCCGGCUCUUGAUCCAUGGCUUUUCGGGCAUGGGCCAGAGUUAUUUGUCGUCUGCUCUGCUGCACUAUUUCGAAGGCGUGCAGGUUCAGAACUUUGGCCUUCCCAACUUGCUUGGUGACGGACGGCCCAUGGAACAGGUGAUCGUCAGCCUCUUUACUGAGGUCAAGAGACACAAGCCUAGCGUCAUCUAUAUCCCCGGCAUCGACUCCUGGUAUGCCGCCAUGAGGGAUACGUUGCCUUUCAUCACCUUCAAGGCGAUGCUCAAGUCCAUCCCGCCCACAGAUCCCAUCUUGGUGCUUGCCACUGCGGAGUAUGAGGCAGGGGAGGAUCUCGCCCCGGAGCUUGUGCGGGAACUGUUCGCCUUCUCUCGCAAGAACCGGCUGCAGAUUGAGCGGCCGAAGCAUUCUAACCGGCGAGAAUACUUCUCCGCCAUUGUCGAGCAUGUCCGGAAGAGUCCAGCCGACUUCCCUGAUCCUGCCAAUCGAAAGAUGAGAGUUUUGGAUCAGCUACCAGUCGCUCCACCGCCGCCACCAAGGGUACCCACCAAGGAGGAAGUCAAGGCUAUGCAGAAGCGCGACCAUCAACUACUCAACAUUCUGAAGGUGCAACUGCAGCCAAUCAUGGACCAAAUCAACAGGAAGUACAAGAAGUUCAGACAGCCUGUGAUAACUCCUGGCCAACUGGAAUACCUGUUCCUCGAAAAGGACCCCAAUUAUGUUCGCCCCGACGUCAUGGGCGCCGAGCAUCGUCCUUUCGAGAUCGUCAAGGACAAGCACGGUGAUGACGUGCUGCGCGAGACAGCCACUGGCAAGACAUUUUAUAACCUUGAAACAACGACAAUCGAGGAGCGGUUGUCGAAUGGCUUCUAUUGCCGACCCAAGGACUUCCUUAAAGACAUAAAAUCUCUUGCCAAGGACUCCAAGAACAUUGGGGACAAAGAGAGGACUCUCAAAGCGAACGAGCUCGUCAGCAAUGUCGAGGUCGACGUCGCCACCAUCGAGGGCAACACGAGCACCGUGGACUGGGAGGCGUUGCACCAGAGACAACUUCAGCGUGCCAAGGCGGCAGCCGAGAAGGAGCGGAAGAGGAAAGCCUUGCAGUCCGUUGUCGAUCGCGUGCAGACCGACAUAACCGGCGGCAACGACAGCGACUCUCAGGGCCCCGUCACGCUGGGUGAGCGCAUUCCCGGGUCGGCCCAUGCCUUGGCCCGCUUCCAGGUCAUGAGCCCGGGACCCGGCGGCGCUUCCGAGGCCCAGCAGCAAAGCAACGGGGUAUCAAACCCUUCGCGGCAGAGUGACGUGCACAUGAGCGGGACGGACGACGACACGACACAAGAUAGCUCUAUGCAGCCGCCGUCUCAAUGGCCGCCGCAAGCGAACCCGUCAACAGGAAUUACCCAGGUGUCCCAGAGGUCCGUUGUCACGACGGUCCCCCCAGGCAUGUCACCUUCUGCAAUUGUGAACGACGCUUCAACCACCAAAACGUCGGAUCCCUCCGAGAGAUCGACAGACAAGUGGAGCACACAGGCAACGAACGGGUUCCAUCCAGACCAGUUUAGCCAGGGUGAUAACUCGCAGCUGCAAGACACGCAGAUACCCACCGGAAUGGGGCAAGUGAGUCAAGCCACUUCCAGCGAUGAUGCUUGGCCACACUCCCAAGCCCACGGUAUGGCGCGCGGAGUCAUCCGCCCUCCCGGCAGUCAAACGUCAUCUCCCAGCAAGUCGAGAAGCUCAGGCGACUCUAAGCAUGCUAUGCCUUUGGUCAACAUUCUAAACGAAUCCACAAACGACGAUAUCCGUAACUCGGGCUCGUCAUCCUCGCAGCAGCAGCCUGUCAUCCAUGAGGGCCAGGUCGAACAAUUUCUCGACGAACUGACCGAGAGGACCUCGGGCUGCACCAUCGAGCAGCUUGAGCAGAUCAAUCGCGAGCUCAUGGACGAGAUCUGGAACACGAGACACGAGUGGAACCGUAUGAAGGUUCUCAGCGACCUGACGAACGUGUUCAACGAGACAAUCAGCGACAUCGAGAGCAUCCAAGGGCUGUUCCAGCAGAGCCAGGAGUCGUGA
This is a messenger RNA of Colletotrichum graminicola M1.001, 4845 nucleotides long. Its product is annotated as ATPase. Gene Ontology annotation, molecular function: chromatin binding; histone binding; ATP binding. Gene Ontology annotation, biological process: positive regulation of transcription by RNA polymerase II. Gene Ontology annotation, cellular component: nucleus. The transcript has 3 exons. The record is from RefSeq and is a predicted model, not a curated record. The coding region runs from base 1 to 4845 and encodes 1614 amino acids. NCBI's taxonomy places the organism in Eukaryota, Fungi, Ascomycota, Sordariomycetes, Glomerellales, Glomerellaceae.